Molecule: messenger RNA, 921 nt
Organism: Helianthus annuus (common sunflower)
Lineage: Eukaryota; Viridiplantae; Streptophyta; Magnoliopsida; Asterales; Asteraceae
Product: F-box protein SKIP27
Exons: 4
Coding region: 182-667 (161 amino acids)
Molecular function (GO): protein binding
Source: RefSeq, a predicted model, not a curated record
CAAUUCUAAAUUUAAAUUAACACGAGUCAAUCCAGUAUACAUAAACCCUCAAAACAAUUAAACCUCUUCACAACAUCUGCUAGAUUUGGUGUCUUGUUUCCCUGUCUCGAACAACCGUCAAAGCAAUCGUUAUUUAACACGACAGUAAUUUAAGGUGUACGAUACGAUACAAUACAAUACAAUGACAUUGGGGAAUGAUUACAGGUUUGGGUUAGUAAAACGCACUAGCUCAUUCGGUCGAAAGAGGAUUUUUAUUUUGAACGAAUUCGACAUCGAAUCUAUCGAUUCGGAUUCGGUUUCCCCCACGAAGAAACGAUCAAUCGGUUCGGGUUCGGGUAGUGAGAGAUCGUUGCUAGAAGCUCUUCCUCAGGAUAUUCUUAUUAAGGUUUUAUGUGGUGUGGAGCAUGAUGAUCUAAAGAGACUGUUUCGUGUAUCGAAGCCGAUUAGAGAAGCUGCUAUGAUUGCAAAGAAGCUGCACUUUGCGUAUAGUACACCGACAAAGGUCCCUGCCUUUCGUUGCUCGAUUGAUCCAUCGGAGCUCGAUGGUGAUGAAAUUGAAGCUCCAAAUGCUCCAAGACAGUCGAGAGUAGCUCGUUCUCGACUGGAUAAGAAGAAACUGGCAAGCCUCUCGGUGGCCUUGUUUGCUUCGGAUGAAGAUGAGAUGUAAUCGAAUAAGGUGUUCGAUUUUAAUGUGUACAGAUUCUGUUCAUGUUGUUGUAGGAAAUGGUAAAGGGUUGUACAUUAGGCAAUUUGGGUUCUUCAAUUGUUGCAUUGAAGAUGAGGGAUUUAGGUCGUUUGUGCUUAAAUUGCUUGUACAUUUAGGACAGGAAAAGUAUACACAUUAGGUUUGAGAAUCUGUAUUUAUGUUUAGUUUAAUGUUAAAAACUUUAGUUAUAUGUAAUAAAAAACAUGUUUACCACU